This is a messenger RNA of Entrophospora candida, 807 nucleotides long. NCBI's taxonomy places the organism in Eukaryota, Fungi, Glomeromycota, Glomeromycetes, Entrophosporales, Entrophosporaceae. The record is from the annotation of a GenBank genome assembly.
AUGACUAACGAAAGAACAAUUUUACUUGUAGGCAGAACUGGUAGUGGAAGAUCCUCUCUAGCAAAUGUGGUUAGUAAUACUAAUAACUUCAAAGAGAGCGAAUAUGGAGUUAGUGAGUCAAGUGGUGCACAGAUCGGACAUUUUCGUUUAAAAGGAGAAGAUAUGAUUUAUCAUAUAAUUGAUACCAUUGGAAUUGGAGAUAAUCGUUUUACUGAGGCGGAAACUUUGAAUAGACUAGCCAAUGCAGUUAAUGGAGUCCAAGCAGGCUUAAAUCAAAUUUUUUUUGUAGUCAGUGGCAAGUUUAUGGAAGAAGAUGUAAAAGCAUUUACUUUAUUACGCACUGUUUUUUUUGGAGAGGAUAUUGGUAAAUAUACUACUAUUGUUCAGACUAAAUUUUCUAGUUUUCGUGAUCCAGAAAAGCGUCGUAAAAAUAAAGAGGUAAUAAUGAGCCAAAGCGAAGAUGCUGCUGCUAUAUUGCGUUCUUGCCGGCGGCUUAUUCAUGUGAAUAAUUUGACUGAGCAAGAAGAUUCUCGACAACGAGCUCGGAAUGACUCUCGGGCUUUUUUGCGAAAUUAUUUGUCUGCUAAUUGUCAAAAUGUUUACCAACCAAGCAAUUUGGGUGAAAUGAAUGAAAGAAUUAGAAACUACUUAGCUGGAAGAGCAGGAGGUGACAGAUAUCAAAGUCAAAUCAACCAACUUAUGAGAGAAAAUCGAGAACUUCAAGAACAGUUAAAUCAGUCUAUUACCCAACAAAGCCAGCAGCAACUUCAAGAUCGACUUUUUGGUUUUCCUGGAAGAAAAUUUUAG